GGGAGGGGUGAGAAAUGGCGGCAGCGCCGGCGGCUGUGGCCGUCGCUCCCGCGUCCGAGGGUGCGGAGCCCGCCCCGGACCCUCCCGCUGCGGAGCCUCCGGCCCCGCCAGAACCGGGCGCUACCGAUGCCGAGACCGGGGGAGAUGCUGCCCUGGUCGAUGUCACCGCAGCCCUGGAGACAGAGUCCGCCAACGGGAAGGACGCCCUGGAAGCUGCUGGGGACAACUCUGAAGUCUUGGAUGCUCAGGCAGGCUCAGUGGAUGAAGAGAACGGACGACAGCUCGGAGAGAUAGAGCUGCAGUGUGGAAUUUGUACAAAGUGGUUCACAGCAGACACGUUUGGCAUCGACACCACGUCAUGUCUGCCUUUCAUGACCAACUACAGUUUCCAUUGCAAUGUUUGCCAUCACAGCGGGAACACAUAUUUCUUAAGAAAACAAGCAAAUCUCAAGGAAAUGUGCCUCAGUGCUCUGGCCAACUUAACGUGGCAGUCAAGGACACAAGAUGAGCACCCGAAAACAAUGUUCUCAAAAGAUAAGGAUAUUAUCCCAUUUAUUGAUAAAUACUGGGAGUGUAUGACAACACGACAGAGACCUGGGAAAAUGACUUGGCCUAAUAAUAUUGUCAAAACUAUGUGUAAAGAAAGAGAUGUGUUUUUGGUGAAAGAGCAUCCGGACCCAGGGAGUAAAGACCCAGAAGAAGAUUACCCCAAGUUUGGACUUCUAGACCAAGAUCUUGCCAAUAUUGGUCCUGCGUAUGACAACCAGAAACAGAACAACGCAGUAUCCACAAGCGGGAACUUAAAUGGUGGAGCCUCUUUGGGAGGGGGGAUCGCUGCCAGCGGCAGUGGGAAGGGACGGGGAGCGAAGCGCAAGCAGCAGGAUGGAGGGACCACGGGAACAGCCAAGAAAACCAGAAGCGACCCGUUGUUUUCCGCUCAGCGCUUACCACCCCACGGUUAUCCUUUGGAACACCCCUUUAAUAAAGAUGGAUAUCGUUACAUCUUGGCUGAGCCUGACCCCCACGCACCUGACCCAGAAAAAUUGGAGCUAGACUGUUGGGCAGGAAAGCCUAUUCCUGGGGACCUCUACAGAGCCUGCCUGUAUGAACGAGUCCUCCUAGCACUGCACGACCGAGCUCCCCAGUUAAAGAUUUCUGAUGACAGACUGACUGUUAUCGGCGAGAAGGGCUAUUCCAUGGUACGAGCCUCGCAUGGAGUGCGGAAAGGAGCGUGGUACUUUGAAAUAUCCAUGGAUGAGAUGCCUCCAGACACAGCUGCCAGAUUAGGCUGGUCACAGCCAUUAGGGAACCUCCAGGCACCUCUGGGAUACGACAAGUUCAGUUACUCCUGGCGCAGCAAAAAGGGAACAAAGUUUCACCAGUCGAUAGGGAAACACUAUUCAUCUGGCUACGGACAGGGUGAUAUCCUGGGAUUUUACAUCAGUCUUCCAGAAGAUACUGAGACUGCCAAAUCACUGCCUGACACUUACAAAGAUAAGGCUUUGAUCAAAUUCAAAAGCUACUUGUACUUUGAAGAGAAGGACUUUGUGGACAAAGCAGAGAAGAGCCUAAAGCAAGCGCCUGGAAGCCAGAUAAUAUUCUUCAAGAACGGUGCCAGCCAAGGAAUUGCCUUUAAAGACAUCUUUGAAGGAGUUUAUUUUCCAGCUAUUUCUUUGUACAAAGGCUGCACGGUUUCUAUAAACUUUGGGCCGUAUUUCAAGUAUCCACCUAGAGAUAUCACUUACCGUCCAAUGAGUGACAUGGGCUGGGGUGCUGUUGUGGAGCACACGCUGGCAGAUGUGCUCUAUCACGUAGAGACAGAGGUCGAUGGACGGCGCAGUCCACCCUGGGAGCCGUAAACGAAGCAGGCGGCGCAGCGUUAGCCGAGCGGACACGGGGGGAGCCAGUCAAGUGGUUUUUAUUACAGAGGGACGUGCAGCACUCAGAGCAACCAGCCACCGAGCAGACAAGCUGAAGCCAACCCAGCUCUUGCUGGCAGGUGUUCUGUGUAUCUGGUACCUGCUGAAGCCACACUCUACCGCUGUGCUGGAGUCUAAGUGACUGCAGUUCUAGUAUGUAUUGUGCUGCUUGUGGGCAUCUCACCGAGUCUUCAGGAACUCUUACAGUGUAGCUAGCUGAAGCAGCAAGUAUUGUAUUGAGGUCACUUCUCCUGUGCUGUACCUGGGUUGUAACAGUCGUUUGUUCAGUGAGAGCGGGCUGGAGUUGGACCUCCCUGCUGUACACACACACCUGCAGAAGCAGCACUGGCCCUUCUGCUCAGCUCUUUGGGCUGAUUGUAAACAACUGCUUCCAGCCAGGAGGAGGGUGUUGUAACAAGACUACUGCAUGUAAGACUGAAAUUUGGGCUUCUGUCCAAACUAUUUUUUUUUUUCCCCACAAACUGGAAACCAGUUUAAAAAUAAAGGCUUUAACUCUUUUUUUUUUUCUUGUGACUUGUUAUGAAUGAGAUUUAAACUCAAAUUAGCUACACUCGGAGAUUUCUCAAGAUGAAGCUGUGCAAAGCUUUGAAUGAAUAAAUAAUUUGACACUUUG
Molecule: messenger RNA, 2553 nt
Organism: Tyto alba (common barn owl)
Lineage: Eukaryota; Metazoa; Chordata; Aves; Strigiformes; Tytonidae
Gene: ASH2L
Product: ASH2 like, histone lysine methyltransferase complex subunit
Exons: 17
Coding region: 15-1859 (614 amino acids)
Cellular component (GO): Set1C/COMPASS complex
Molecular function (GO): protein binding; transcription cis-regulatory region binding
Source: RefSeq, a predicted model, not a curated record